Messenger RNA from Suillus bovinus, 1206 nucleotides. Its product is annotated as galactose mutarotase-like domain-containing protein. Lineage: Eukaryota; Fungi; Basidiomycota; Agaricomycetes; Boletales; Suillaceae. The record is from RefSeq and is a predicted model, not a curated record. The transcript has 8 exons. Gene Ontology annotation, molecular function: carbohydrate binding; aldose 1-epimerase activity. The coding region runs from base 1 to 1206 and encodes 401 amino acids. Gene Ontology annotation, biological process: beta-D-galactose catabolic process via UDP-galactose, Leloir pathway; glucose metabolic process.
AUGAAUGUACAGGUCCUCCCGCAUGGCGUGACCAUCCAUAGGAUCAUUGUGCAAGUAGAGGGAAAGACACACGAUAUCCUCAUCGGUCCUGAAGAUCCCAAAGACUAUGAGACAUUCAAAUACACAAACACCAUCAUCGGACGGUAUGCCAACCGCGUGCGGGUUGGGGAACAUAUAGUCAAGAAGGAUGGAUUCGAGAGCUUGACAAAGCCCGUUAGCAAUGAGUCUCCUGAAGUUUCUUUGCACGGCGGUCUCCUGGGGUUUGAUUUUGCAGUUUGGCAGUGCUUGCCCCUCGAAAAUGCCAAGCUCUUCACACCUGCUGAGAUCCGCACUAUCCAGAGCUCCUCUGAGUCAUCUGAUAAUGCAGCUAUCUAUGCAUACACAUCAAAAGACGGAGAUCAAGGUUAUCCAGGGGAGUUGUACCUCGAGACGCUCGUUGCGCUGCUCCCUCCUGCACAAAGUGAGAAAGGAAAGGUGGGAAGCAUAGUGAUCUUGUACAGGGCAAGGUUAACAAAUGAGGGUGUCACUCCCAUUAAUUUGACACAACACUGGGGAUUCAACCUCGAUGCAAGCUUGCAGGAGGGUGAAAAUGGGAAUGAUAAGCUUUCAGUGAAGAAUCACAAGCUAAAUAUCAAGGCGAGCCACAUUGCUGAGCUCCUUCCAAAUGGUCUCCCCUCCGGAAAAUACUGCCCAGUCGGCGGCACAGUGCACGAACACGACGACAAACUAAUCAAAGAGGGAUAUCCAAACUAUGGGUAUGACCACUACUAUCUUCUUGCUCCUCGCCCAUGCGAACAAAUUUCGCCACACCGUAUAUCUGCAAAAGAAUUUGAUACUGCAGGAGAGGAACUAAAUAUGGUAAAAGAGAUAUUUGAGAGCACGAAUGAACCGGUGGUCCAGUUGAAAAGCGAGAAAUCGGGGUUGAAGGUCGAUUUUGAUUCGAACCGUGCUGGCCUUAUGUUCUACACGAACAACCAUCCGAACAAGCAGUUUCGAAAGAAGAUUCACGGCAAUUCGGGAAUGAAGGACGACGGGUAUAUCAAUGGCUCUGCAGCAUUCCUCGAGUUUCACGAGCCACUCUCUGCUUUCCUCCACCCCGAAGCGACACCGAACAGUACAGACACGCUUCUUACGUCCAACGAGAUCUACAACAAUUUUGUCCGUGCAGAUAUCUUUGUGGACAGUGAGCACGUUCGGGGCGGUUGA